AUGGCAGCGGCGGGCGGCGGGCCCUCGGCGGGGGCUGGAAGGGGCGGCCGCGGCGACCGCUGCAGGAAGGUGUACGUGUUCGACCGGCGCGAGAAGGACUCGGAGCAGGGCGAGCGGCUGGUGCAGGUCGGCGAGCGCUUGGACUUCGCGGGGUUCCGCGCCGCCGUGUGCCAGAGACUUGGCAUUUCACCUGAGGAAAAAUUUGUUAUUACAACAACAAGUAGGAAAGAAAUUACCAGUGAUAAUUUUGAUGAAACUGUUAAAGAUGGAGUUACUCUAUACUUACUAAAGUCAGUCAACCAAUUACUACUAACAGCUACAAAAGAAAGAAUUGAAUUCCUACCUCACUAUGACACACUGGUUAAAAGUGGCAUGUAUGAAUAUUAUGCAAGUGAAGGACAAAACCCUUUGCCAUUUGCUCUUGCAGAGUUAAUUGACAAUUCGUUGUCUGCUACUUCUCGUAACACUGGGAUUAGAAAAAUACAGAUCAAAUUGCAUUUUGAUGAAACACAAGGAAAACCUGCUGUCGCAGUGAUAGAUAACGGAAGAGGAAUGACCUCUAAACAGCUUAAUAACUGGGCUGUGUAUAGAUUGUCCAAGUUUACAAGGCAAGGAGAUUUUGAAAGUGAUCAUUCAGGAUAUGUUCGACCAGUACCAGUGCCACGCAGUUUAAAUAGUGAUAUUUCCUAUUUUGGUGUUGGAGGCAAGCAGGCUGUUUUCUUUGUUGGACAAUCAGCCAGAAUGAUAAGCAAACCUGCAGAUUCCCAAGAUGUUCACGAGCUUCUGAUUUCUAAAGAAGAUUUUGAGAAGAAGGAGAAAAAUAAUGAGUCAAUAUAUAGUGGAUUUAUUAGAAACAGAAAGCCAUCUGACUCUGUUCACAUUACAAAUGAUGAUGAAAGAUUUCUACAUUGUCUUAUCUCAGAGGAGAAGGAAAAAAAAAGCUUUACUGCUGUGGUUAUCACAGGAGUACAACCAGAACAUAUCCUGUACUUGAAAAAUUAUUUCCAUCUUUGGACAAGACAGUUAGCGCAUAUUUAUCAUUACUAUAUUCAUGGCCCAAAAGGAAAUGAAAAACAUACAUCAAAAGAAGUUGGACCUUUCAACAACAUUGAUAUUGAAAUUUCUAUGUUUGAAAAAGGGAAGGCACCUAAGAUUGUCAACCUAAGGGAAAUACAAGAUGACAUGCAGACGUUGUAUAUAAACACAGCAACUGAUAGUUUUGAGUUCAAAGCUCACGUUGAAGGAGACGGUGUAGUGGAAGGGAUUAUCCGAUAUCACCCUUUCUUAUAUGAUAGAGAAACUUACCCUGAUGAUCCAUGCUUUCCAUCAAAAUUAAAAGAUGAAGAUGAUGAUGAGGAUUGUUAUAUAAUUGAGAAAGGUGCAAGAGGGAAAAGGCCUAUUUUUGAAUGUUUUUGGAAUGGACGUCUAAUACCAUAUACAUCUGUUGAAGACUUUGACUGGUGUGCUCCUCCUAAGAAGAGAGGGCUUGCACCAAUCGAGUGUUACAAUAGAAUAUCUGGUGCAUUAUUCACUAAUGACAGAUUCCAGGUCAGCACAAAUAAACUGACUUUUAUGGAUCUUGAGCUAAAAUUGAAAGAUAAGAACACUCUUUUUACAAGGAUUUCAAAUGGACAGGAGCAGCGAGUGAAAAUUGACAGAGAAUUUUCUUUCUGGCUCAAAGACUGUCAUGAAAAGUAUGACAAACAAAUAAAAUUUACACUUUUUAAAGGAAUAAUCACACGCCCUGAUCUUCCUGCUAGAAAACAGGGCCCCUGGGCCACAUACUCAGCAAUAGAAUGGGAUGGAAAAAUAUACAAAGCAGGACAGCUGGUGAAGACAAUCAAGACACUUCCUCUUUAUUAUGGAAGCAUAGAAAAAUUUUUUCUUUAUGGUAAUCAUGAUGGAGAAGUAUAUGCUACUGGAGGAGAGGUUCAAAUUGCAAUGGAACCACGAGCACUGUAUGAUGAAACAAAAGUUGUGCCAAUUGCAAAACUGGAUAGGACCUUUGCUGAGAAAGCUGUAAAAAAAUACGUAGAAGAUGAAAUGGCAAGGCUUCCUGAUAGAUUGUCAGUAACUUGGCCUGAAGGAGAUGAAUUAUUUCCCAAUGAGAUCAGGCCUGCUGGAACCACCAUUGGUGCAUUAAGGAUUGAAAUACUGAAUAAAAAAGGAGAAGCGAUGCAAAAGCUUCCAGGAACAGGUCAUGGAGGGUCAAAAAAACUCCUAGUUGAGCUCAAAGUUAUAUUACACACUUCAAGUGGAAAUAAAGAAAUCAUUUCACAUAUUAGUCAACAUGGAGGAAAAUGGCCUUACUGGUUUAAAAAAAUGGAAAAUAUUCAAAAAUUGGGGAAUUACACAUUGAAAUUACAAGUUGUAUUGAAUGAAAGUAAUGCAGACACUUAUGCUGGAAGACCACUACCAUCUAAAGCAAUUAAAUUUUCUGUUAAAGAGGGUAAGCCAGAAAAAUUUUCAUUUGGUCCUCUGGAUUCUCCUUUUCGUAUUGGAGUUCCAUUCAACAUCCCUCUGGAGUUUCAGGAUGAAUUUGGUCAUGCUAGUCAAUUAAUAAAUGAUAUUCAGCCAGUUCUUGAAGCAAGUGGUUUAUCUUUACAAUAUGAAGGAAUAACAAAGGGACCAAAUUGUAUAAUUCGAGGUGUUACAGCUAAGGGACUUGUAAACUCUUGUCAAGGCAAGACUUUUAAUCUGAAGGUUAUUCUUCCGGGUUUUAAAGAAGACUCACAGAUUUUGAAAAUUAGAUUCCUACCAGGUCCCCCUCAUCAAUUGAAAGUGAAACCUGAUUCUGAAUUUUUAGUUAUAGAAAAUGGAACGGCUUUCCCAUUUCAGGUAGAAGUUUUGGAUGAAUCAGACAAUAUAACAACACAAUCAAAAUUGGUUGUUCAUUGUAAGUUUUUAGGUGCUCCUAACCUUCCACUCUACACUGUGGAUUGCAGUAGUUCUGGAACCAGUAUUUUAUCAGGACCUGCAAUUCAAGUUCAGAAUAUUAAAAAAGACCAGACGCUUAAAGCUAAAAUUGAAAUACCUAGUUGUAAAGAUGUGGCACCUGUGGAGAAAACGAUUAAGUUGCUUCCCAGUAGCCAUGUUGCAAAAUUACAGAUAUUCAGUGUGGAAGGACAAAAGGCAAUCCAGAUCAAACACCAAGAUGAGGUUACUUGGAUAGCAGGCGAUGUUAUGCGUAAUCUUAUCUUUCAAAUGUAUGAUGAAGGAGAAAGAGAAAUCCAUGUAACACCAACUUUAGCAGAGAAAAUUAAAGUUAACUGGACUCCUGAGAUUAACAAAGAACACUUGCUGCAAGGUCUGCUUCCUGAUGUACAAGUACCAACAUCUGUAAAAGAUAUGCGCUAUUGCCAGGUUUCAUUUCAAGAUGAUCAUGUGUCUUUGGAAAGUGCAUUUACAGUAAGACCCCUACCUGAUGAACCUAAAUAUCUAAAGUGUGAGUUGAAAGGAGCAAAAACAGUACAGAUGGGCCAAGAGCUUCAAGGGGAAAUAGUUGUAAUAGUUACAGAUCAGUAUGGAAAUCUGAUUCAAGCAUUUUCACCAAGUUCUUUAUCUGCCUUGGGAAUUGCUGGUACUGGACUUGAUAGCUCACAGUUGAAAACUACCUUUCAGGAAAAUACACAGAGUAUAAGUGUAAGAGGCAUCAAAUUUAUCCCAGGUCCUCCUGGAAAUAAGGAACUUUGUUUUACUUGGCGUGAAUUUUCUGACUUUAUUCGAGUACAGCUAAUUUCUGGACCACCAGCUAAACUUCUCCUUAUAGAUUGGCCAGAAUUAAAGGAGUCUGUUCCAGUGAUUAAUGGAAAAGAAUUACAGCAUCCUCUCAUUGUUCAACUUUGUGAUCAGUGGGAUAAUCCAGCACCUGUACCACAGGUUAAAAUAAAUAUCAUAAAAGCUAACAAUUUAAAGCUCACUCCUUCAAACCAACAGUACAAAACAGAUGAAAGGGGCAGGGCUAAUUUGGGAGUGUUCAGUGUUUAUGCCCCUAGAGGAAAACAUACUAUGCAGGUGAAAGCCAUCCAUAACAGGAAUACCAUAGAAGGACCUAUAAUUAAGUUAAUGAUUCUUCCAGACCCUGAAAAACCCGUUCGUCUCAAUGUUAAAUAUGACAAAGAUACUUUAUUUUUAGCAGGGGGUAUUUUCACUGAUUUUAUGAUUACUGUUAUUUCUGAAGAUGAUAGCAUCAUUAAAAAUAUUAAUCCAGCACGUAUUACCAUGAAAAUGUGGAAGCACUCUAACAAUGGGAACCGACCACCAGCAAAUGCAGAAACAUUUAGUUGUAAUAAAAUAAAAGGUAAUGACAAGGAAGAUGGCUGCUUCUACUUCAGGGAUAAAGCAAUUCCUAAUAAAGUGGGGACAUAUUGUAUCCAGUUUGUUUUUAUGAUGGAUAAAGCACUUAUUCUUAACAGUGAACAGAUUAUAGUUGAUGUUCAACCUAAUCAACCUGUGAAGUUAGUACCUAAAAUUCAGCCAGCCACACCAGCUGUUUCAAAUGUUCACUCAAUUGCCAAUAGGACCCUGGUCAAAGAUUUACAUCUAAUUGUCACGGAUGACUUCAACAAUCAGACUGGACUUGAUUUGGUUGGCACUAUAAUAGCUACCAUCAAAGGUUCUAAUGAGGAAGAUACUGAUACACCACUCUUUAUCGGGAAAGUCAGAACACUUGAAUUCCCUUUUGUAAAAGGUUCCGCUGACAUCACGAGUCUAGUGCUGGCAGAAAAUAGUCCUGGAAAAGAUAGUACUGAAUACUUUAUUAUAUUUGAGCCUCAGCUACCAGAUUUAUCAAGAACAUUAGAAUCAUAUAUUCUACCAUUUAUGUUUUCUAAUGAUGUUAAGAAGCAGCAACAAAUGCUAGCAUUUGCAAAACAAAAGGAUGAAUUAUCUCAAUCUAUUGAAAUGUAUAGAACUGUAUUUGAAACCAGCAAACAGCUUAUUGAUGAAAUGAAGUGCCAAGUUGAAGUAGCAAAAUCAAAAGAGGCCCAGUUGCGAAAUGAACUAAAAACAAAUAAUAUUGACAUUCCUACAACACAACAGGUGCCAUACAUUGAAGCAGUUUUAAAAAGAAAGAUAUUAGAACAAGAAGAACUAAAGAAAAAGCCAAGAAGAUCAUGUACCCUUCCAAACUAUACUAAAAGCAGUGGAAAUGUUUUGGGAAAGAUUGCACACCUGGCACAAAUUGAAGAUGAUAGAGCUGCAAUGGUUAUUUCUUGGCAUCUGGCAAGUGAUAUGGAUUGUGUUGUCACCUUGACCACUGAUGCUGCGCGUCGUAUCUAUGAUGAAACCCAAGGUCGUCAGCAAGUGUUGCCACUUGAUUCUAUUUAUAGAAAGACUCUUCCAGAUUGGAGAAGACCUUUGCCUCAUUACCGAAAUGGAAAAUUAUAUUUUAGACCCAUUGGAGAUCCAGUCUUUGCCCGAGAUUUGUUAACCUUUCCAGAUAACGUAGAACAUUGUGAAACAGUGUUUGGUAUGCUAUUAGGAGACACCAUUAUUUUGGAUAAUUUGGAUGCUGCCAAUCAUUAUAGAAGAGAGGUUGUUAAAAUCACACAUUGCCCUACACUGCUCACAAGAGAUGGAGAUCGCAUUCGAAGUAAUGGAAAGUUUGGGGGCCUUCAGAAUAAAGCUCCCCCAAUGGACAAACUUCGGGGAAUGGUAUUUGGAGCUCCAGUACCAAAGCAGUGCCUGGUCUUAGGGCAACAAAUAGAUCUUCUUCAACAGUAUCGUAAUGCUCUGGACAAGUUGAACAGUUUGACCAAGGAACUUAACAGUGAAUUAGAGUACCUGCAAUCUCCAGAAAUGAAGAAGAAAAAACAAGAACUUGAUGAACGAGAGAAAACUCUGAAACUAAUGGAGCAACAGCUUCUAGGUAUAACUCCCAUGCGUAAGUGCAGUGACUCCUUAUUUCAUCCAGCAAAAGUUGAAAUGGCAGAUUGUCCAAAUCCUCCUAAAAGAAUGAGAAGAGAAAUUACAAGACAAAAUAGAAAUGGAACCAAAACAAAUGUGUGA
This is a messenger RNA of Pipistrellus nathusii (Nathusius's pipistrelle), 6009 nucleotides long. The record is from the annotation of a GenBank genome assembly. NCBI's taxonomy places the organism in Eukaryota, Metazoa, Chordata, Mammalia, Chiroptera, Vespertilionidae.